Messenger RNA from Triplophysa dalaica, 2567 nucleotides. It is a transcript of the gene hadhaa, whose product is annotated as hydroxyacyl-CoA dehydrogenase trifunctional multienzyme complex subunit alpha a. Gene Ontology annotation, biological process: fatty acid beta-oxidation. The record is from RefSeq and is a predicted model, not a curated record. Gene Ontology annotation, cellular component: mitochondrial fatty acid beta-oxidation multienzyme complex; mitochondrion. Lineage: Eukaryota; Metazoa; Chordata; Actinopteri; Cypriniformes; Nemacheilidae. The coding region runs from base 35 to 2314 and encodes 759 amino acids. The transcript is spliced from 20 exons. Gene Ontology annotation, molecular function: NAD+ binding; enoyl-CoA hydratase activity; long-chain (3S)-3-hydroxyacyl-CoA dehydrogenase (NAD+) activity.
UCGCGCUGUGCUGGUGGUGACGUCAUUCAUAAGGAUGGCGAGCACAGGACUGCUGUUGGCUCGCGGCUGCUGCCGAACUGCGAAUAAUAUCACAGGUCAUGGACAGAGACGUCUUUCUGUAUCAUCAGCUGUGCUUGCACGCACUCAUGUUAGUUAUGAGGUCAAGGACAAUGUUGCUGUGGUGCGAAUCAAUGAUCCCAACUCAAAGGUGAAUACUCUUUCAAGGCAGAUGCAGGCAGAGAUGACCGAUGUGAUGAGAGAGAUUUGGGGGAAUUCGGGGGUGAAGAGCGCCGUUCUCAUCUCCAGCAAACCAGGAUGCUUCAUCGCAGGAGCAGACAUCAGUAUGAUCCAGGCCUGCAAGACACCAGAGGAAGUGACAUCACUCUCACAGGAAGGUCAGAAGAUGUUUGAACAGAUCGAGAAAUCUCCGAUUCCUAUAGUGGCGGCUAUUAAUGGGUCCUGUCUGGGAGGCGGUCUUGAGUUUGCCAUUGCCUGUCAGUACCGUGUGGCCACUAAGAGUAAGAAAACGAUUCUGGGCACCCCAGAGGUGAUGUUGGGACUGUUGCCCGGGGCCGGAGGGACUCAGAGACUGCCUAAAAUGGUGGGCCUCCCAGCAGCAUUUGAUAUGAUGUUGACCGGCAGGAACAUUCGUGCCGAUAAAGCCAAAAAAAUGGGUCUUGUCCAUCAGCUAGUGGAUCCUUUGGGACCAGGACUGAAGAGUCCAGAAGAGAGAACUAUCGAGUAUCUGGAAGAAGUGGCUGUUGAGUUUGCUAAAGGUCUCGCAGGGAAAAAAAUCACUGUAGAAAAGAAGAAAGGUUUAAUGCAAAAGAUGCAGGAUUUUGUGAUGGGUCUGCCACCGGUCAGGAAACAGAUCUACAAAACUGUCCACAAUAAAGUAAUGAAACAAAGCAAAGGGCUUUACCCUGCUCCACUGAAGAUCAUAGAGUGUAUACAGACAGGCAUUGAAAGCGGUCAGACUGCAGGAUAUCAGACUGAAUCGCAGAACUUUGGCAAGUUGGCAAUGACAUCAGAGUCCAGAGCUCUGAUUGGUCUGUAUCACGGUCAGGUGGCCUGCAAAAAGAACCACUUUGGGAAGCCAGAGAGAGAAGUAAAGAAGCUAGCUGUCCUGGGGGCGGGACUUAUGGGUGCAGGUAUCGCUCAGAUAUCAAUUGAGAAGGGCGUGGCCACCAUCCUAAAGGACACGACAGGGGAAGGACUCGCCAGAGGUCAACAACAGGUGUACAAAGGGCUUCAUGACAAAACAAAGAAGAAGAGUCUUACGACGUUUGAGAGGGACUCGAUUCUGUCCACGUUAUCAGGACAGCUGGACUAUCGUGGCUUUGACACAGCGGACAUGGUGAUCGAAGCCGUGUUCGAAGACCUGUCAAUCAAACACAAAGUGGUGAAGGAGAUUGAGGCUGUUAUUCCCCCCCACUGUAUCUUUGCCACCAACACGUCAGCUCUCCCAAUCAAAGACAUCGCAGCAGCCAGCAAAAGACCUGAGAAGUUGAUCGGAAUGCACUACUUCUCUCCGGUGGAUAAAAUGCAGUUACUGGAAAUCAUCACCACAGACAAAACAUCCAGAGACACAACAGCAUCGGCUGUAUCUGUGGGACUCAAACAGGGGAAGGUCAUCAUUGUAGUGGGGGACGGUCCGGGGUUUUACACCACACGUUGUCUGGCACCCAUGUUAGCAGAGGCCGUCAGAGUCUUGCAGGAAGGAGUUGGGCCUAAGAAACUGGACGUCUUAACGACAGGAUUCGGGUUUCCUGUCGGCGCGGCGGCCCUUGCUGAUGAGGUCGGUAUUGACGUGGCGGCUCACGUUGCAGAGGAUCUCGGUAAGGCGUUCGGAACACGAUUCGGGGGAGGCAAUGUCGAGGUUUUGAAGACGAUGGUCCAGAAAGGCUACAAAGGACGAAAGUCGGGAAAAGGUUGUUAUGUGUAUGGAGCGAAAGACAAGAAGGUGAACUCGGGAGCAGAGGAGAUUCUAAAGAGUUUUAAACUAACAGCGCCCCCUGCUGUCUCUUCUGAUGAAGACGUUCAGUACCGACUCGUGUCUCGAUUCGUGAACGAGGCCAUUCUGUGUCUGCAGGAAGGCAUUCUGCCCGACCCUGUGCAGGGAGAUAUCGGUGCAGUGUUUGGACUCGGCUUCCCACCUUGUUUAGGAGGCCCAUUCCGUUUCGUUGACUCAUUUGGAGCCGACAAGCUGGUGCAGAAAAUGAAGCGUUUUGAGGAGGUUUAUGGAAACCAGUUCACUCCCUGCCAGCUGCUCGUCGACCACGCCAAAGACUCCAGCAAGAGAUUUCACAAGUGAAACUUUAUGACUCUUAACAUCUUCUGAAAGUGAGAUACGGGGUGAAAAUGGUAACAGAGAAAGUGGUGCACUAUUUACAAGAUGUUUAGUUAUUAAAUGCAUUUUCAGUGCACAUAAUGCAGCAGUUGUCACGUUUUUACAAAUGAUUUUCUUUUGGUCGGGCUGAAGAUGGAGUUUAACACUGAUUGUUGUAUCAAGUUUAAUAGUUUGUAUAUUUGCAAACGAUUGUGAUACAAUAAAUCCAAAAACUAUA